CAAAUAUUCAGGAAGUACCGCUGCCCGCUGAGAAGCUGAAUUUCUUCCACUCGUCAUGAGGAGAUUAUUGUGUGAUGACUGCGUACGUUUCAUCUAAAACACCGGACGGCUGACCCUACAUCAGACAGGGAAUGUGAAAGGUUGCAGAGUAUCAAUGCAGUCUAAGUGAAUGGCAACUCAUUUGUGUCAGGAGCAAUCUGAAUGAUUUAUGAGCUCAACCUAAGGUUUGCAGCAUUACAUGCAUCCUGUUAAGGCAUUUAAGGUCAAGCAGUCAACAAUGUCCCAUGACAGUCACCUGUGAGGCAUGAAAUCAGGCCAACAACAAGAGAUAGUUGACUGGAAGCAGAAGCCGUAUCGCUGCUAGACCCUAAUUUGCAGUUCUCGUGUGCAGAAUAGGCAGACAAGAUGGGUUCUUUAGUGUCUAAAAAGAGGGGAUCCGCUUCUCCAGGCAGCAUGCAGCAGGAUUCACAUGAUCAAGGAGGAAAUUCUGAUAUCUCAGGUAAGCAGGGAGGUACCACCUCUGCCAAGUCUCUCCCUCCCCCAGAUGUGGGCAAACCCAUUGAGGUGAAGGUGUGCAAGGCUUCUGACAUGCAGGAUGGAGAGAUGAGAGAAGUAGAGGUUGGUGGAGGGAAGGCAUUACUCAUCAAGGAGGAUGGAGAAUUUAGUGCUCUUGGCCACAAAUGCACCCACUAUGGGGCACCUUUGGUCAAAGGGGUACUGUGUAAUGGCAGAGUGCGAUGUCCAUGGCACGGGGCAUGUUUCAACGCCAAGACUGGAGACAUUGAAGACUUCCCUGGACUGGACAGUCUCCCCAAGUUUGAGGUCACUGUCGAGAAUGAUAAUGUGGUUGUGAAGACCAAUAAAAAGGUUCUUGAGAAGCCCAAGAGGAUGAAGGAAAUGUCUUGUCACUCACCUGACAAUGACACAGUGUAUCUCAUUGUGGGAGGAGGUGGUGCUGCUAUAACCUGUGCAGAGACUCUCAGACAAGAAGGUUUCAAAGGAAGAGUUGUCAUGGCUACCAAGGAGCCACACCUACCCUACGACAGGCCCAAACUGAGCAAGGCACUGGAUUCUACAGGAGAGGCCUUGGCACUCAGGGACAAGAACUUCUUCUCUGUGUAUGACAUUGAAGUUCUAACAGAGAAAGAGGCCACGUCUGUUGACUGCCCCUCUAAGGUGGUGACAUUUGCAGAUGGUCAGACUAUAGCUUAUGACAAACUCCUCAUUGCAACAGGUGGCAAACCACGCCCCUGCACCUCUCCUGGCAGUGACCUACAGAACGUCUGCCUGCUCCGCAGUCCUGCUGACGGCAACUACAUCUCUCAACAGGGCCGCGGCAAGAAGGUGGUCAUUGUGGGAACAAGCUUCAUCGGUAUGGAGGUAGCAGCAUACUUUGCAGAAAAGGCAUCGUCAGUGUCUGUUGUAGGGGUCAGCAGUACUCCAUUUGGCAGAGUCCUGGGGGAACAAGUCGGCAGUAUGCUCAGAAAGAUGCAUGAAGACAAGGGAGUGAAGUUCUACAUGAACAAUGGAGUGGUAGAGUUCAAAGGAGAAAAUGGCAAACUGAAAGAAGUGGUACUGCAGUCUGGAGAGACCCUCCCAGCAGACUUGUGCAUUGUUGGCAUCGGUGUCACACCCAACACUGAGUUCCUCAGUGACAGCGGCAUUGAGAUGACCAAGGGGGCCUUGGAUGUGGACAAGACAAUGCAGACCAGUCAGGAGCAUGUGUUUGCAGCUGGUGACAUCGUACACUUCCCACUACCUAUGGCAGAUGGAGAGAAGGUUACCAUUGGACACUGGCAGCUCGCUAAGGCACAUGGUCGGUGUGCAGCUCUGAACAUGCUGGGUCAGGGUGUGGAGUUCAACAGUGUUCCCUUCUUCUGGACCAUGCAGUACGGCAAGAGCCUUAGAUAUGCCGGCCAUGGUGCUGGAUUUGAGGAUGUUGUGAUAGAAGGCAGUCUGGAUGACAUGCAGUUUGUGGCCUACUAUCUCAAGGGAGACAAUGUGUUAGCUGUAGCGAGCAUGAACAGGGACCCAGUGGUGGCCCAGGCUGCAGAGAUCAUGCACUCUGGAAGAACUCUGUCCAGGGCAGAUGCAGAGGCUGGAUCAGACUCAUGGAAGUCUCAGCUGUGAAAAGAAGAUGAGGAAUAUCAUGAAAGUUUGUCUGUGUUGG
Molecule: messenger RNA, 2170 nt
Organism: Branchiostoma belcheri (Belcher's lancelet)
Lineage: Eukaryota; Metazoa; Chordata; Leptocardii; Amphioxiformes; Branchiostomatidae
Product: apoptosis-inducing factor 3-like
Exons: 22
Coding region: 406-2130 (574 amino acids)
Cellular component (GO): cytoplasm
Molecular function (GO): flavin adenine dinucleotide binding; oxidoreductase activity, acting on NAD(P)H; 2 iron, 2 sulfur cluster binding
Source: RefSeq, a predicted model, not a curated record